ACUUACUGAAUUCAUUCUCACAAAGCUUUCCUUGCUUUCAAAUUUUCGCUCCUACUCCAUUCCCAACUUAGCCAUGAAAAGAGAAAGAGAAGAUGAGCAGACCCUGGACUUGGUUAGUUGCUUGAUGAUGUUAUCCAAAGACGGCCAAUAUGAUUCGUCCCCGGUCAAAAAACAGAAGACAACUGAUCGUUCAUUUUCAUGUAAGACCUGUAAUCGCGAGUUCUCAUCGUUCCAAGCCCUCGGAGGUCACAGAGCGAGCCACAACAGACCAAAACUAAUGGCCGGAAAUGGUACUUCCAACCUCUUACAGUUAGCACAGUCAUCACCGAGCUCGCAGGCAAAGCCCAAAACGCAUGAGUGCCCGAUCUGCGGGCUUGAGUUCGCAAUUGGGCAAGCGCUUGGCGGACACAUGAGGAAACAUAGGGACGUUAUGACUUCUGCUGCCGAUCAAAUUCGGGCAGCAGCCGUACCGGUGUUGAAGAAAUCGAAUAGUAGCAAAAGGGUCUCGUGCUUGAAUCUGGAGUUGAAUUUGGCACCACCGGGAUACCAACGUCAUUAUGAUUUGACGAAGUUGCAGUUGAUUGCUUGAAACUGAUUAGUAGCUAGCAGUGUUGCACAUAUGUCAAUAUGUCAUCUUGUUCUUAAUUCGAUUAGGUAUUUAGGUUACAUGUGAAUUUCUCCAGUCAGAAAUUUUAUUAAUUUUUUGUAUAGAAACAGUGGAGAUCGAUCGCGGAUGUAUUAGUGUUCUUCGAUAUUUGUUUGCUCAGCUGAUUGUUCUCAAGUUCCUUUGACAUUCUAUUGGUACAAUCACUACAAUGUAUUAAUGUAUUCUUUUAUUCAAUUUUGUAAAA
Messenger RNA from Argentina anserina (silverweed cinquefoil), 851 nucleotides. Its product is annotated as zinc finger protein ZAT12-like. Gene Ontology annotation, biological process: response to chitin; response to stress. The record is from RefSeq and is a predicted model, not a curated record. The transcript has a single exon. The coding region runs from base 74 to 589 and encodes 171 amino acids. Lineage: Eukaryota; Viridiplantae; Streptophyta; Magnoliopsida; Rosales; Rosaceae.